CUCUCUCUAGCUUCUUUUUUUUUCUAUUUUAAUUUCUUCUGCACUAAAUAUAUUCUCUCUAGUGUGUGAGAGAUGGGUUUGGGGAAGAAACUAGUGAUAAUGUUGGUGAUGGUGGUGAGUGUUUGUGGGGUGUCAAAGGGUGCAGUGUAUAAGGUUGGGGACUCAGCUGGAUGGACAAACACUGGACAUGUUGAUUACAAGGCUUGGUCCGCUGCUAAGCUCUUCCGUGUCGGCGACACCAUUUUGUUUGAGUACAACAAGCAAUUUCACAACGUGAUAAGAGUAACCCACAAGAAUUUCAAUGCAUGCAAUGCCACGGCUCCUUACUUCACCCUCAACAGCGGCAACGACUCCUUCACCAUCACUAGAGGCGGCCAUUUCUACUUCAUCUGCAGCCUUCCCGGCCACUGUGAAGCCGGCCAAAAGGUCGAUGUCCGUGUUCCUAAAACCACCAACACUACCGCUCCGCAUCCAACUUCAAGUCCUGCUCCUGCUCCUCACCAGACGCCACAAUCUCCGCCAUUGCCAUCACCAUCACUGUCACCAUCACCGCCAGUGCUGCUGUCACCAGUACCUGCACCGAAUGUGCCUGCCCCACAGAACAGUGCCUCUUCUCUAAGCAAAGUUUGGUUGUCCAUUGUGGUUUUAUCAUUUUCUGUUUCUGGUUUUGCUUAUUAGGAAUGUUUCUCUGAUUCGUGUUUCAAAAUCAAUCGUCUGUUUGGGAACUUUUU
Messenger RNA from Camellia sinensis, 731 nucleotides. Lineage: Eukaryota; Viridiplantae; Streptophyta; Magnoliopsida; Ericales; Theaceae. The record is from RefSeq and is a predicted model, not a curated record.